GUUCUCUUUUCUCUUUUGACCUUGUUCGCUAUCAUCGAGCUCUCUAUUGCAGCAUGGCUCAUUUCGCGGUACAAUUCGCAUCAUAACUACUUGUCCACCUCCGUCCGCAAUCGCACACGCUACCUCCUAUUCUGCGCGAUUUGGACAACUUUACUCGUGCCCCUAUUCUUGAUGAUGUUCCUUUUAGCAUCUGGUCACUUCCUCUCCAGUGUAGCUAGUCAUGGAAUAUUCCUUUUCAUCACCUGGGCAUUGUGGUUAGCUGGAGCCGCCGCCAUCACGAACGCGUUGGGAGGAAGGCUGAAUUGCAGCCGCCACUUCGUCUAUUGCGGGCAGCUGAACGCCCUCGAGGCGUUCGCGUGGAUUGAAUGGCAAGUGUCUGAUCUAGGUCUCUCGCCGCCGAGUCUAUAA
Heterobasidion irregulare TC 32-1 is the source of this 408-nucleotide messenger RNA. RefSeq lists its product as uncharacterized. NCBI's taxonomy places the organism in Eukaryota, Fungi, Basidiomycota, Agaricomycetes, Russulales, Bondarzewiaceae. Gene Ontology annotation, cellular component: membrane. The annotation marks the transcript as partial. The transcript is spliced from 4 exons. The record is from RefSeq and is a predicted model, not a curated record.